Messenger RNA from Thyridium curvatum, 1161 nucleotides. RefSeq lists its product as uncharacterized. The transcript has 2 exons. Bases 1 to 1161 code for a protein of 386 amino acids. The record is from RefSeq and is a predicted model, not a curated record. Lineage: Eukaryota; Fungi; Ascomycota; Sordariomycetes; Thyridiales; Thyridiaceae.
AUGCUCAAGUUCGCCGGCGCCUGGGACCGGAGUAGGGACCUCGCCUCCUCAAUAUGGUCCCGGACGACCCGGCGCAUGCGCAUCGUCGGCGCCUUUGCGCUUUUCAUUAUCCUCUCAUUAUCUCUCCUGGCCUCAUUCCCUAUCCACAGGUCCUUUAGCUACCCCAAGAUCGGGUCCUCCGGAGGCGGCAAUGGCGCCGUCAACUGGCAGCAGGGCGUCGUCUACAACGAGUCCAAGGUGGCCCUGCUCAUCGAGAACCGGGCCAACCCCAUCCUGGCGCCCCUGAUGCUGCACUUCAUCAGCGUCGUCCCGCCCGACUGGCGCUUCCGCUUCAUGGGCUCCAACGAGUCGGUCGAGUUCAUCAGCCGCUCCGCCGCCAUCCGCGAGCACGUCAAGGCCGGCAAGCUCGACCUGACCUACAUCCCCAACAACGUCACCAUCAAGGACCAGGAGGACAUCUCGUCCUUCCUCACGACCCGCUGGCUGUACGAGUACACCCUCCAGCCGGCCGAGUGGCUGCUCGUCUUCCAGACCGACAGCAUGCUGUGCGCCAACUCGAUGAACACCAUCGACGACUACCUGCACUACCACUGGAUCGGCGCGCCCUGGGGCCCCAACCGCUACUGGGGCGGCAACGGCGGCCUGUCCAUCCGGCGCGUGAGCGCCAUCGUCGAGGUCCUGCGCGAGCAGGUCCGCACCCCGCACUCGGAGCCCGAGGACGUCUGGCUGUCGGAGCGCCUGAGCCACCGGCCCGACGCCGUCGUCGCCGACUCGGAGAUCUCGCUCGGCUUCUCGGGCGAAGGGUACAGCGGCAAGCCCGUCGAGAUCGCGCACGGCAAGGGCACCUCGCUCAAGCUGGCGGCCGAGGGCCAGCUCGUCGAGGGGAUCGACUCGUGGCGCGAGGGGUUCUACGAGCCCAUGGGCUACCACACCGGCGCGUCGGGCAACACGCUGCACGGGCCCAUCUGGGGCUCGCCCGAGAAGCGCGCCCACAUCUGGAAGUACUGCCCCGAGAUGAAGAUGACGCUCAACAUGGACGUCGCCAAGUACGUGCCCGGCAACUGCAGCGCCAACUGGAAGCGCAAGAAGAGGGAUGUCGCGAGGCAGCCUCCCGUGGGGGAGGAAGAAGAACAAGAAGAAGAAGAAGAUAAAGAUGCAUAG